Nyctereutes procyonoides (raccoon dog) is the source of this 5650-nucleotide messenger RNA. It is a transcript of the gene SPART, whose product is annotated as spartin. Gene Ontology annotation, cellular component: plasma membrane. The transcript is spliced from 9 exons. NCBI's taxonomy places the organism in Eukaryota, Metazoa, Chordata, Mammalia, Carnivora, Canidae. Gene Ontology annotation, biological process: cell division; negative regulation of BMP signaling pathway. The record is from RefSeq and is a predicted model, not a curated record. Bases 749 to 2767 code for a protein of 672 amino acids.
GAUUUAGGCCUGGCGUGGGCCCCGAGGCGGGCGGGUCGCGGGAGCGCCCCGGGUCCCCGCGGCCAGGCCAGACGGGGGGAGGGGCAGGAGAGGAGAGGGAAGGCCCGGAGCCCUCGUCCAGGCACCAGACAGGACACUUCCGUGGAAGGGAGCAGUUUCGAGAGACUCGUUUGAUAAGUUGUUCUCUCAGGCCCCGCCUUAUAUUUACGGGACCGUGGACCUCCGCGCGCCCCGUGACCGCGUCGGUUUGGAGGCGCUGCGCCCACUGCCGCCCUCAGAUCCUGCUCUUGGAACAUCCCUGUUGACCGGUCUUGCUGCCUCCUACGCGUUGUUUACUGGGCUUUGAAAAUGGCUGUGGUCAUCCGCCCUUUCCUAGCACUUGAGGCUUCGUGAAAGUUGGGUGAUCUUUACAGAAUGCCAGCAGCCAACAGCAGUUGAAUCGGGAAAGCACAGCGCACGGUUUUGCUCUUUGGAGGCCAUGCUCGCGUUCCUCGGGGCUUGAGCACUGCAGAGGCGCUCCCUCUGAUGUGCGCGUCCCGAAAAAGUUUCGCUUGGAACGUGCACUGUUCCGUGACGCGGCACUACUGCGUUACGGUCGGGUUGGCCCAGUUUUCCACUGAUUAAUGAAUUGCUCUACUCUGUCCCUGAAGGAUCUUCGGAAUUUAAUUUAUUGCAUCAUAAUUUAAUGGAUAUACGUUCAAGAUUGUUGCUGCUUCUGAAUACUGCUUUAAAUAUUUAAGAAUUCAAAAUGGAGCAAGAGCCACAAAAUGGAGAACCUGCUGAAAUUAAGAUCAUCAAGGAAGCAUACAAGAAAGCCUUUUUAUUUGUUAAUAAAGGACUGAAUACAGAUGAAUUAGGUCAGAAGGAAGAAGCAAAGAGCUACUAUAAGCAAGGAAUAGGACAUCUGCUCAGAGGAAUCAGCAUAUCAUCAACAGAGCCUGAACACAUAGGUCCUGGGUGGGAAUCUGCUAGACAGAUGCAACAGAAAAUGAAAGAAACACUACAGAAUGUACGUACCAGGUUGGAAAUUCUGGAGAAGGGUCUUGCCACUUCUCUACGGAAUGAUCUUCAGGAGGUGCCCAAGUUAUAUCCAGAAUUUCCACCUAAAGACAUGUCUGAAAAGUCACCAGAGCCUCAGUCCUUUAGUUCACCUCACCAGCAUGCUGAAGUAAAUGGAAACACUUCAACGACAAGCACAGGGUUGGUUCCUGCACCUAGUUCUUUAUCCAUACCAUCUCAAAGUCAUCCAGCAGAAGCACCUCCUGCUUAUACACCUCAGGCUGCUGAGGGCCACUACACUGUAUCCUAUGGAACAGAAUCUGGGGAAUUUUCGUCAGUUGGAGAAGACUUUUACAGGAAUCAUUCCCAGCCACCUCCUCUUGAAACCUUAGGGCUAGAUGCAGAUGAGUUGAUUUUGAUACCAAAUGGAGUACAGAUUUUUUUUGUAAAUCCUGCAGGGGAGGUUAGUGCACCUUCAUAUCCAGGGUACCUUCGAAUUGUGAGGUUCUUGGAUAAUUCUCUUGAUACUGUUCUAAACCGUCCUCCUGGGUUUCUUCAGGUUUGUGACUGGUUAUAUCCUCUAGUUCCUGAUAGAUCUCCAGUUCUUAAAUGUACUGUGGGGGCCUACAUGUUUCCUGAUACCAUGUUACAAGCAUCAGGAUGUUUUGUGGGGGUCGUCUUGUCUUCUGAAUUACCAGAAGAUGAUAGAGAACUCUUUGAGGAUUUACUAAGACAGAUGUCUGACCUUCGGCUUCAGGCCAACUGGAACCGGGCAGAAGGAGAAAAUGAAUUCCAAAUUCCUGGAAGAGCAAGAUGCUCCUCUGACCAAUUGAAGGAAGCCAGUGGCACUGAUGUGAGACAUUUGGGUCCUUCAUUGGACCAAGACAAUAAGGACAUGCGUCAUAAAGGAAAACGGGGGAAAAAAGCCAAAGACACUUCAAGUGAAGAAGUUAAUCUGAGUCACAUUGUACCCUAUGAGCCAGUUUCAGAAGAAAAAGCAAAGGAAUUACCUGAAUGGAGUGAGAAAGUGGCUCAAAAUAUUUUGUCAGGUGCUUCCUGGGUGAGCUGGGGUUUGGUCAAAGGUGCUGAAUUUACUGGCAAAGCAAUCCAGAAAGGCGCUUCUAAACUCCGUGAACGGAUUCAACCAGAAGAAAAACCAGUGGAAGUUAGUCCAGCUGUGACCAGGGGACUUUAUAUAGCAAAGCAGGCUACAGGAGGAGCAGCGAAAGUCAGUCAGUUCCUGGUUGAUGGAGUUUGCACUGUAGCAAAUUGUGUUGGAAAGGAACUAGCUCCACAUGUCAAGAAGCAUGGAAGCAAACUUGUUCCAGAAUCUCUUAAAAAAGACAGAAAUGGAAAGUCUACCUUGGAUGGUGCUAUGGUUGUAGCAGCAAGUAGUGUUCAAGGAUUUUCAACUGUCUGGCAGGGAUUGGAAUGUGCAGCCAAAUGUAUUGUUAAUAAUGUUUCAGCAGAAACUGUUCAAACUGUCAGAUACAAAUAUGGGCAUACUGCAGGAGAAGCUACACAUGAUGCAGUAGAUUCUGCCAUCAAUGUUGGUGUAACUGCCUAUAAUAUUGAUAACAUUGGUAUCAAAGCAAUGGUGAAGAAAACUGCAAAAGAAACAGGACAGACACUCCUGGAAGACUAUAAAAUAGUUGAUAAUUCUAAGGGGAGUAAUCAAGAAGGAAGAGCAAAUGUAAACAUGAAAAGGGAGACGGGUGAGCAGACAAAGGACCUAGAGAAGAGUGAGGCAAAGAAGAAAGAGAAAUGAUGGAAGUGCUGUGAAUCACCUAUACCAAAGCCUUACAAGGUGGAUGCAUUUUUGUUAAAUAGGCAAAUGUGGAAUUCCCCACAGAUUAACCAGUGUUUUAAAAAUGUAUUCAUUCCUAUGAAGUGACUAUUUCAUAAGCUUUAUAGCAUGUAUUCUGCUUACAAGGAGAAGAAUCAGUAUUCUUGCAUUUGGCCUUUAGAAAUAUAGGGUUAUAUUCUCAUUAAGUUUAUUUUUUCUAAAUGUGGCUAAAAUAUUUUUGCAGUUAAAAUAAGACUAAUAAUACAUGUGCUAUAAACCUCAUUAAACCUAAUGUUAAGCUAUUUUUGUAUUUGCUGUCUUUCAAAAAGCAAGAUAGGAAAUUAUAUAUUUACAUAAAAUUUGGCAUUUAGUAACCUUAGCUCUAGUUGUACUUGGAAGGAAUUAAAAUAUUGUCUCCUGGUUUUGCACUAAUUGUGGAUUUCUUUUUCUAGGUGCUUGUCAAUUUUCAGUAUAUAAGCUAAAAACAACUAUAAUCCUAAACUAAAAUAAUUCUCAGAUAACAUUUAAGACUUUUUCAAUACAGGGAAUAGGCUAAUCAUGGAAAAUAAGAUGAAGUCUAUAGAAUUAUUUGGUAGCUUAUCUCUUUAUUCAGAAGUGGAAUGGUCUUUCUGAUUUAGAAUGAAUACAAAGAGAUUUUCAAGUCUUCUGGAUUUAAAUUGGUAUUGAUCUAGGAGCCUAGGAAAUUUUGGUAUAUGAUAAUGUAUUAAAAUUUGAAGUGAUUAUCAUCACUUGAAUUGGACAAAAAAGUACUUUAAGAAAUCGCUUUACCAUAUCUACUUUAUUUCAGAAGGCUUAAAUAUUUAUUAAAAAUAUGAACAAUUUUUUGAAUGGUAAAUAUAUUUUUAUUUUGGGAUUUAGUCAUUGGGAUUUUAUAUGGUAAAACCAACAAAUUAUUAGAAAAAGCUCUAUUUACAGUCAUGGUAAAGAAUGUGAAGACUUUAGGCUUAAUCCAUGGUGGGUGAGGUAUAAUAGUUUCCACUCUGGCAGAAGACAGGACAUUCACAGACCUAUAAGGUACAAAUACAUAAGUAAAUACCUAGUGGCAUUUUAUUUUUGUUUACUGAUUUUAAAUGAUUGGUAUUGAUUUUCAUAGCUGUUGUCCAUUCUAAUAUUUCUGAACCUUUAAUGGCUGCUAGUUUAUUAGACUUCAUUCAAAACUAUCUUUAAAGUGCUCUUUAUGAAUAAAUUGUUUCUGAAUUACUUGGCCUCAAAUGUAUUCACGGGAUUUAUUUUGGGAACACUUAGAAUUGAUGGAUCCUUUCUCUAAGGCCAGGGAUAAUGUGGAAAUAAAAUUGAAUUGGUAAAUAGCUUCUAUUUAGUCUCUGCCUUAAGUUUGAGAUGUGGAAUGACAAAUAGUGGAUGCUAAAGUUUACAAAGUUAUAGCAGAGGUCAGCAAAAUUGAUUUGUCACAAUUGUAUUUGUUAAAUUUGUAUUUAGUUGUCCGUUUCACUUCAUUCUGCUCUGCUCACUUGGUGGUGGGUUUCUUUUUCAGAUUAAUAUAAACACAAUCAUAAUAUCUUCUAUAUUAGAGUGUUCCAGAACCAUCAGAGUAUAUGAGAUAAAUAUACACGUGCACACACACGUGUGUAUAAAGAGAUUCAUUACAAGGAAUUGACUCACAAAAUUGUGGAGGCUGAGAAUAAUUCCUAAGGUAGCCAUUCAGUUAGCUACAGACCCAGGAGAGCUGAUGUGUUGUUGUUUUAGUACAAGUCUGAAGGGCCAAGAACUAGGUGAACUUGUUGGUAUAAGUUCCAAUCUGAAAGCCUGCAGCCUCCAGACCCAAGAAGAGCCCAUUUCAGUCUGAGUAUAAAGGCCAGAAAAGACUAGUAUACCAACUGAAAAAGGCAGGAGGAGUUCCUUCUUACCUUUUUUGUUGUAUUCAAGUCUUCAAUUGAUUGGAUGAGGUCCACUGCCUUUGGGAGGGCAAUCUGUUUUACUAGGUGUACUGAUUGAAAUGUUAAUGUUAAUCUCAUCCAGAAACACCCUCGCAGACACCUCCAAAAUAUACCAAGUAUGUGUAUACCCUGUGGCCCAGCGAAACUGAAAAAAUCACAGCUGCUUAGCCCAGUUUUCACUGUAUAGUGUAUACUUUUACCAAGCUCUGCUUGGCUCUUUGAUACUCAAUAGAUACAGUGUAUAAAAGAACAGUACUCAAUAUUGACUGCUACCAGGGUUUUUCCUCCUUUUGCCUCUACAGACUGUCCCUCCCUCAUGCUAUAUGGGGUAGUUUCCUGGGAGUACCUCCAGGCACCAGCUGUCUAGAAAUAAUCAUAGCUAAUGUCUAUGUAGUGCUUACUGUGAACCAUUAAUGUUCUAAGUGCUUUUAUGUAGGCUAAUUCAUUUUAACCUCAUAACAUUCACACACUAUUGCAACCUUCAUUUUACGGAAUAGGAAGCAGAUACAGUGAGGUUAAGUGAGGUUACUGUUUAUUUGGAUCUUUUCUAAGAAAAGAGAAGAGUAUGAAAGGAAAGAGGUCAUAGACUAGCCUCAAAAAGGAGGGACCUACACAGUAGAGUGAUUGUUAGGCCAGACAUUUUUCUUAAACAGAGGUAGAUAAGGACAAAUGGCAUUUAUAGAUAACCUUUGCUUCCAGCUGCUUAACGCUAGUUUCUCUUUUUAUUACCAUUCCACUGGUUUUGUAGUUGGUAGAAAAUUGCCCAAGUUAGUAGCAAAUAGGUCAUAAGUCUUAGAUUUGGUGAUUGUGUGAGCUUUUGUCUUUUUCUCUAUAUUCAUAGGUAUUUUAGGGCAAGUUAAGAAAAGUGAAGCUUAGGGCUUGUUAAGCAGAAAUCAUUUUAUAUUUCAUUUUUUCGGUAAGCCUGAAUAAAGCUCUACUUAAACAGAAA